This is a messenger RNA of Prosopis cineraria, 1130 nucleotides long. RefSeq lists its product as uncharacterized. The record is from RefSeq and is a predicted model, not a curated record. Bases 208 to 726 code for a protein of 172 amino acids. Lineage: Eukaryota; Viridiplantae; Streptophyta; Magnoliopsida; Fabales; Fabaceae. The transcript has 2 exons.
GGUUGUUUACCUUCUUUUGUAGGUGAACAAGGCAAUGUAGCCAAACCAUCUCUUGAUUUCAAAGAGGAACUUGCUCAACUUGAAAAGGCUGUAGCUCCUACUAAGGAUUUGAACAAGGAAUUGAAAAUAACUCAAGAUGACAAGGAGGUUGAAAAUCAAGGAAUUGAUUUUACAAAGCCAAAUAGUAAUGAGAAUAAUAUUGAUUUAAUGCUUGAUGAUUUUGAUGAUGAGUUGGCUUUGUUUCAUAGUACUUGUUCUAAUUUCCUAUUCACUUGUGAUUGUUCACAUGAUUCUCCAUGCCCUAUUUGUUUAGAAAUUAAUUCAUUUGUGCUUGAAAAUAGUAGCAAUCAUUUACUUGAUAAAAUAAUUGAUGAUGUAUGUUUGAGUGAAAUUAAUCAUGAGUGCACUUCUUUAGAACCCAAUAUGCUUGAGGAAGGGUUCUUUGUUGAUUUUAUAGGUCUAAAUGAUGAUAUGGCCAAGAACCCCCAUGUACUUAGAGGAUUUAUCAUUGCAAUGGAAGAGACCUUGGCUAACCAUGAAGAUGAUCAACCACAUAAAGUUAUGAAAGAUUCUACACCAUACAUCUUGGAGCCAUUACAAAUUGAUCUUGAGCCUCCACCUAAGAUGCUUGGAAUGAAGAUGAUAAUGAGUAGCUUCAUGUUACUCCUCAAAGAUGAAAAUUUCAACUUCAAGAGCUUGUGGAGAUUUAAACUAGGUGGCAUGUGACUUGUGCAUCAAUUGGGCAAUUGAGGUCAACACUCCUUGAGGUCAAUGGCUGAUGGUUUGCACGUGAAUUAUGAUUAUUUUGAGAGGUUAAAUCAGCUAAAAUGAUGUGGAUGACACAUGGGAAAUUAGGCACACAUUGGAAUCAUCUACAAACCAAUAGGAAGUUGCCACCUUGCAAGUGUGACAAGGCUCCCAUUUACAUUUUAAUUUCUUUUUCCUUAUUUUAAUUAAGCUUCAGCUGAUGGGAGACACCAAGGAGCACGCCAUUUUAAGCCUCAAAUGGGAUCCAACACAUAUCUCAUUCAUCUUCCACAUUCUCUCUCUCUUGUUCAUAGUGUUCUUCAUUUUCUCUCUUUUGUUCUUCAUUUUCCAGCACCCUAACCUCCAUUUUCAGCCACCAAACC